UCCCCCUGCAAAACGCCAUCUUCGGCAAAUCCCAAGUAAAGUAAAGACAGUGACUAUAGAUAGUAGACUACUAUCUAUAGUCACUGGUAUUUUCUUUCUUAACCUCAAAAUAAAUUAUUUUUUAAUUAACCUCUAAAUUAAAAUGGCAGAAAUAGAAUUAACAGAGGAAGAAUUAACACUGAAACAUAAAAAAGAACGUAAAGAACUACAAGCACAAAUACAAACGUUGAAAAAGUCAAUUUGUAAGGGUGACAAAAAAAAGAAAAAGGAAAUAACAGAAGAGAUUGGUCGUUUAGAAGAGGCUCUGGAAAAGAGGCAGGAUGAAGAAUUGACUAUGUGGAAAGUUGUACAUCUUAAUAUUAAUAAUGUAGAAAAUGAAAAUAUAGAAUUUUCUAGAUCUAGUAAUGAAAGCAUAAAAAGUAAUGUGCAAAAUGAACAGUCAACACAAAGAAUUUCUAAAGCCCAGAAAAGAAGAGACAAGAAAGCAAAUGCAGAAAAAGAACGCAACCAAAGGAUAAUAGAAGAAGAAGCACUUAAUGUUUUUGGAAAAAGAAAUGUAGAGAUUCAAACCAUAAAAAAAAUUCUUUUUGAACGUGGUUUAAUGAUUUAUGAGAUUCCAAGUGAUGGUCAUUGCUUGUAUAAUGCUGUUGCACAUCAGCUGAAAGUUAUAGGAGAAACUCCAUUGAAUUUUCAAGAACUUAGAAUAAAAACUGGUAUAUACUUGAGGGAAAAUAUGAAUGAAUUUUUGCCAUUCAUUUCCAAUCCAGAUUCGGAUGAUUUUCUUUCGCCAGAGCAGUAUGAGAAGUAUUGUGAUGAUGUUGCAGAUACAAAUGCCUGGGGAGGUGCUAUCGAGCUACAAGUUCUUUCUCAUGUACUGAAAUGCCCAAUAGAAGUGAUUCAAGCAUCAGGUGCACCGUACAUUAUUGGUGAAAGCUAUAGUACUGAGAAAAAGAUGAUAUUAACUUAUCAUCGUCAUAUGUAUGAACUAGGUGCUCAUUAUAAUUCAGUUACAAAAUAUGUUAAAGAAGAAGAAAGCUGAUGAAAAUGCAUAGUUUUCGCUAAUAUCUACAAUGGAAAUUAAACACAUAAUUUCCUAAUACUUUUUCCUACAAUAGAAUAUACGAACCAUUUAAAGAGCUGCCACAAACUCAGUGCUCAGGAAACAUAUCAGUCUAAUUAAGAUUUCAAUGUUUCUCUAAUAACUUUAAUUGACAUCCUAUAUAUGUAUGUAUAUAUAAAAAACAAAUUUGUAAUUUUUGUUCAUAGUUAGAUUUAAGACAUUAUUAUCAAUGUGAA
Messenger RNA from Osmia bicornis bicornis, 1296 nucleotides. Its product is annotated as deubiquitinase OTUD6B. NCBI's taxonomy places the organism in Eukaryota, Metazoa, Arthropoda, Insecta, Hymenoptera, Megachilidae. Gene Ontology annotation, molecular function: cysteine-type deubiquitinase activity. The record is from RefSeq and is a predicted model, not a curated record. Gene Ontology annotation, biological process: protein deubiquitination. The transcript is spliced from 4 exons. Bases 143 to 1039 code for a protein of 298 amino acids.